AGUCAAUUGAUUGAUUCACGAAGGCGCGAAAAAGUCAUCGAUACACACACACAGCCAUACAUGUGGGUGGCUGGCUGCGCUCACAAAUACCGCACAGACCAACCGCCCCACUCACUCAGUCACUCACCACGCACACACUGUGAGUGUCAUCUCAUGCACCGAUCACUCGUGUCGUUCAGCUGUCUGUCUGUCUGUCUGUCUGCCUGUCUGUGUGUUAGCCACAAAUAUAUAUCAGAUUCUACCUACCAUCAGCUGACUGCACCACGCACAAACGCACACAUCAAUCACAUGUAUGUAUCACCCACCCAGCACUGCACUAACCUCAUCCCCGACACACCACCACACAAUCACACAAUCACACGAUAGAGAGGCGCUCCUCUCAUCCAUCCAUCCAUCCAUCCAUCUGGCAAGGCAAGGCAGCUACAGCAUGACACUGAGCGCACGUUGUCGAUAGACAGACACGGCGCAUUAUCCAUCCCUCUCUCUCUGCUCUCUCUAUCCCUCUCUCUCUCUUUGGUCCGAAAAACGCAACUCACCAUGCCAAUGGCUCACCACGCUGGCAGCAUCCAUCACACGCCCUUCCUCUCUGCUGAUGGGCCGCCGUCUGUGGAGUGGCCAAGUAAUGGUGACAAUGUGAGGAAUGGCCACACACUGCCGGCAUCUCUCGGGCACACCACACGCAGAGGCUGCACCAGCGGCGGACAACCAAAGAAACGUCUACCCAUCAGACACCGCUGCUGGCGAGACCUGCGACCAGCGACCAGCUCCGCUUCCUCUAGAUCUAGACAUUGGGGAGCAGCCCACAGUGCCACCCCACCCCCCUCUCCCUCUCCCCGUGCCGUAUCCUGUCGAGCAGCCCCCGGUUGAAGUGCUUGAACUCAACCGCAAACACGUAGUUGUGCAGCAGCAUCACCAACGCGGGAGACUUAUGGGAGAACUCCCGGUACUGCUCGUCGGUCAUCCACUCGCGAGCAGCGGCCAGCACGGGGGGCAGCUCGAAGCGCAGGCCCUUGAGGCCCAUGUGGUGGAGGAUGCUGCCGACGACGGCGUCGACCUCCUCCUCGGUCAUGUGCUCGCGGACGAGGGGGAUGAGCUUCUCCUCUUCCUCGGCAAAGUGCUCUUCCAUCAAAGGCACCAGCUGCUGGAUCAGAUUGAUCACGAUGUGACGCACCUUGAUCUGCACAGACGCGCGAAGGGCAGGCAGGGGGUAAGGGACACCCAUGUGGUGGCUUGGUGUGUGGUGUGUGGUGUGCUUGGUAGGUAGCUACCUUGUCAUGGUCGUUGCUGGCUUUGUGGAAGUCCUUCUCGGCGGUGAGGAUCUGAUCCAAUAUGCCCAUCAUCGUCUGACACACACACACACACACACACAGAGGAGAUGCAUGUGUGCGUUCUCGUUCUCUCUCUCUCUCUCUCUCUCUCUCUGUGUGUGUGUGUGUGUGUUUCUCACUCGCUGACCUCAUGGUCGGAUGAGAGUGUGGCUGGAAGUUCGCUGGCGCCGACCUUCUUGGCCAGCUGGGGAAAGAAGAUCUUCUCCUCGUUGGCAUGGUGCCCGUGAAUGAUCGGGUAGAAAUACGUCCGAUACCACCUGCAGCCACGCAGCCACGUACACACACAGACACACACAGACGCAUCCGUACAGGGCCACAUCACAGGCCAUUUGAUUGCAGUCCUGAGUGCCACCCCAGACAGACCUGAAGAAGAGUUUCAUCUUCCACAGGUGUGAGGCCUCUGCCUUGAGGUACGGCACACACGACGACAUCUCGAGCAACUCACGACGAAGCGCCUCGUGCGGGAUCAGCAUCGACUGCAGGCACCAACCACACACACACAACACACACACAACACAACGAGCCGAUGUAGCCAGUGCACGUGUGAGCGAAAGGCGGAUGAGUUGCUGACCAUAUCGGCGUAGUCGCGGGCCUCCCUGACGACGGUGGAGGUCAGUUUGCUGUGGGUGCGCGGAGGGGACGGGUGGGAGAUAUUGGACACCGACAGUGGACCGGGCUGAGAGGGGUCUGAUGGCGAACUGGCGGUUUCCUCGACCAUGUUACUCGCCUCUCGUUGUCAACUGAGCGUU
Vitrella brassicaformis is the source of this 2077-nucleotide messenger RNA. The record is from the annotation of a GenBank genome assembly. Lineage: Eukaryota; Vitrellaceae.